Sorghum bicolor (sorghum) is the source of this 1581-nucleotide messenger RNA. RefSeq lists its product as uncharacterized. Gene Ontology annotation, molecular function: protein binding. The coding region runs from base 1 to 1581 and encodes 526 amino acids. The transcript has 2 exons. Lineage: Eukaryota; Viridiplantae; Streptophyta; Magnoliopsida; Poales; Poaceae. The record is from RefSeq and is a predicted model, not a curated record.
AUGGCUGUUUCCGCGUACGACCAGUGGCUUGCUCGCCGCGAGGAGCAGCGCCGCCGCAUAUGCGGCGAUGACCGCCUGAGCGCCCUUCCUGACGACGUGAUCCGCCUCAUCCUCCGCUGCCUCGACACACGCUCGGCGCUCGCCACCGCCGCGGUUUCCAAGCAUUGGGCGCGCUUCCGUCGCGAGCACCCCGUGCUCGAGUUCAAAGUCACUGAUAUCCUGCCUGAGCGCUACCAUCGCCGGUACGAGCGGCGGAGCAUGCGCUCCAUGGCCAUAUCCAUGAAUAGCUUCUUGGACGCGGAUGAAGUCGUCGACCACGGGCAGGGUCGUCGUCGUCGUCGUGCCCACGCUAUGACUCUAGAACUAUUCCCAGGCCACAACACUGCGCCGUUCAACCGCCUCGUUACCAAGGCCAUUGGUGACUGGGGAGUUGAAGACCUAGAGAUCGUCGUGCUCCAUCCAACUCCAUGCCACGGCCACGACGUGAGCUACAGCUUCCCUCACCAUUGUUUUGACGACGACGACGACCUCAAAUCUCCCACUACUGGUGGUGGCCUGAAGAAACUGAAGCUAACUAAUUGCACGGCCCACGACCCAUUGGCCGCCGCCGGCGGCGGCGGCUCAUCGCUGCCGGCGUUUAGCUCCCUCACCAUGCUCGUCUUGCAAGACAUGCCCAAGUGGACGCGCGGCCGCGUGUACCAGUGCAUCGUCCGCGCGUGCCCGAGCCUGCAGGUGCUGCACCUCAAGUCCUGUGUCUUCUGGGACUUGGAGAGCAUGUCCAUAGACGCUCCUGCCUCGCAGAUAACAGAGCUGGUCGUCGACGGCUGCACGUUCGUCUCCAUGACCCUCCGUUCUCUACCAAGGCUUGAGCGACUGGCUCUCGUGGGUGCUCCUGUGGCGUUUGCCUUUGGCUCUCUGCCGCGUCUCAAUCGCCUCAACCUCAGCUUCGUCCAAGACCCGAUCCCAGCAAGCAGCCGCCAUCCUAUGUUCCCUGACAUGCGAGACGAGUACUCUGUUUUCUCUGUCAUCGAUCCCUCGGACAGUUUCCGGGACUUGGAGUGCCUUGUAGUUCGUUUCACGGGGCCGGAGAAUUGGGUCGUGCCAAUCGAGGGCUUGUCGCUGGGCAAUGUGAGGCGGCUGCUCUUAGCAGACAUGCCGCGUUCGUGGGACAUCUCGUGGACAUGUCGCCUCCUGGAAGCUGCGCCUUAUCUGGAGACACUGCAUGUCCAUUUUGUUGAUGAUCUUCAUGUGGGAAUGGCGGCGGUCGUCGAUCCAGCGAUUACGAGGCCACCGUCCGACUUCAAGAACCGUGCGCUUAAAGAGGUGGUGAUCAUAGGCUUCAAGGGGACUGAUGGGAAGCAUGUUCGCUUUGUGAGGCUUCUUAUUAGGAACGGGUGCAGCACGCUGGAGAAUGUUACGCUACUCAAGCAUGGACGCGUGCGGGAGAUGGGGCUUUGGGACUGGCAAGUGGUGGCCACCCCGGAAGAGUGCCAAUGGAGCGACGAGGAAAGGGACGCCUUGUUGAAGGAGAUACACAAGGGUGGGAAUACUUCUUCCACGACGCGAAUUAUUCUUGGAUGA